Messenger RNA from Schistosoma margrebowiei, 771 nucleotides. Lineage: Eukaryota; Metazoa; Platyhelminthes; Trematoda; Strigeidida; Schistosomatidae. The record is from the annotation of a GenBank genome assembly.
CUUAUGGAACAUGGAACCUAGAACAGCUAAAACAAGAUUAUUUUAAAAGUUCAUUAAAUCACCGAAAAAAUGAACAAAACUAAGAACUAUUUAAACGUAAUUUUUGUAGCCUCUCUGUUAUUAUCAUUAUUAUUACUGACUUGUAAUACAUCACAUGUUCAAAAAAAUAUUUCUCAAAGUUCAUCUACUUGCCAAUUACAACUAGAAUGUAUCGGAGCUAGUUCAUCCGGAUAUGGUCGUGUACGCAUACCUGUUCGAUCAGCUCGAGGGCCAGCUGGACCAACUGGGGAACAAGGAAAUCCUGGACCACCAGGUCCUCGCGGAGAAACAACAAAAUUACAACCUAUAUGGAUUCCUAGACCAGUAGAAUAUCAAAUAGCUUUUUAUACAGGUUUGUCAAAAAGUAUUGAGAAUAAACCAGUGAACAAAAAUUGUCAAUUAAUUUUUGAAUCAGUUAUGUUGAAUCUUGGCAACGGAUAUGAUAAUACUACAGGUAUAUUCACCGUUCCUGUUUCGGGUGUUUAUAUAUUUGUUGUAGUUAUAUCAGCACAAAGUUAUGAAAAGGCAGGCGUACGACUACUACAAAAUGGCAAAGUUGUGUUACUUUCAUGGUGUGAAAGUACAUUUUGGGCAACUGUAACUAAUCAAGCUAUUAUUCAAUUAAAUAAAAAUGAUCAAAUAUGGUUAGAAUGUAGAGAUGAAGCUUAUCGUUUACAUGGACAUAUGUAUAGCAGCCUAUCUGGUUAUCUUCUUUAUCCUCAUGACAUAUAA